Darwinula stevensoni is the source of this 1122-nucleotide messenger RNA. Lineage: Eukaryota; Metazoa; Arthropoda; Ostracoda; Podocopida; Darwinulidae. The record is from the annotation of a GenBank genome assembly.
AUGAUCCAAACCCCAGCAUUCACAUUCUGCCCCAAGCCGUCGGUGAGAUCCUCCGCACUGGGCACCGACGGCUCUCUCACAUAUCUGAGUGGAAUUCUGUCGACGAACACAACCUUGGCCGAGGGUUUCAAGAAUGUCUCCGUUUCGUUGCCGGACGUGCUCCUAUUCGCUCCUAUGAAGUUCGCAAACGCCAAUGAGAAAAUCAAAGUGGAACUCAAAUCCGUCAAUGGGGAAACCAUUCAUGACCUCGGUUCUGAAAUCUGGAGCGAGCGAACGUUUGCUUACGAUAGAUGGACCAGCGAUCCAAUUGGUUCAUAUUAUUACAAGUGCUUCACGUUGCUGCCUGUGAAAAGAGUGGUCACCGAAUCGCUGUCCUGCAUUGGCACCACCUUUCUCUUCGACUUCAGACAGAUCCUCAAAACUUUCGGGAGCUCGUCAAAAAUAGAAAUGUACAUCCACGAUCGGAAUGAGAAAUUUACGUUUCUGGGCAUGACCUCCACCAAACGAUUCCUGUUGCGCAACAACACUCUGACAGGCAUCUUCCUCCGUCCGGAGGUCAUCCAUCGACUGAGCCAAAAGGAGGAACCCUGCGUUCCUCACGAGGACUACAGCUAUUCGAGAUGCAUGGAAAUCUGCUUCUGGGAGAAAUUCUACUCGAGUCCAGAGGUCACAUGUGCCAUCCCUUCCAUCUUGCCUAUGGGAGUAAGUGCCACGAAACCAGAAUGCAAAAAUGGAGAGAACGAAUGGGGCCACUUCAUGAAACUGUGGCAGACCCGCCAAGCACCCUCCGCCUAUCAGGAAACUAUUCCUUGCCGCUGUCCCCAGAGGUGCAACGUGAUCGAAUACCAAGUCUCUGCCGAUCCAACUCCGACCUGCGAGAGUAUUCGGGAGAGAGACGGAACUGCCAUGCUCUACUUCAGUUUCCCGUCGAAAAUGGUGCCUCACAUCCUGGAGAAAGAGAUGGUUACUCCUCGUGAUUUGCUGGUCGGCGUUGGAGGAAUCGUGGGAAUGUUUCUCGGUGUAUCCCACCUCGCUAUCUUCGCCAUCGAGCUGAUUUGCUGCAGAAAAUGCUGCAAGUUUUUCCGGCGGAGAAAUGGGGUCAUCGAUGCAGUCAAGCACUGA